Molecule: messenger RNA, 480 nt
Organism: Ceutorhynchus assimilis (cabbage seed weevil)
Lineage: Eukaryota; Metazoa; Arthropoda; Insecta; Coleoptera; Curculionidae
Source: the annotation of a GenBank genome assembly
AUGCUAAAAUCCCUCCCCACCACUGACGAAGGCACAUAUGGCGAAACAAACAAUACAAUUGACUCCCUAAUCCAUAAUCAAAAACAGUUUCCCAUUAGUGAUACAAUGAACAAGCUCUUCAAUGGCAUCCAAUACAAAAACCUACCAAUAAUAAACAUCAGAGUGUCCCAAAAUAACACAAUCCUAACCUACACAGAAUCCAAUGGAGUUGUAAAACUAAUAAGAUCCUGUGGGAUAGAAGGAUUUCGUAAUGCUCGUAAAGGUACCAACGUGGCGGCUCAAAGUACAGCGAUAACAUUUGGUACGAGAACUUUGGAGAAUGGAGUAAGAUCUGUUAGAGUUAGAGUGCGGGGACUCGGUCCAGGACGGACUUCUGCUAUUAAAGGUUUGCAAAUGGCCGGAUUGGAUGUUGUCUCGAUUACUGAUAGUACUCCAGUGUCUUGGUCACCUCCUAGACCCAGGAAACAACGGAAACUUUAA